Molecule: messenger RNA, 2256 nt
Organism: Xenopus tropicalis (tropical clawed frog)
Lineage: Eukaryota; Metazoa; Chordata; Amphibia; Anura; Pipidae
Gene: b3gnt3.2
Product: UDP-GlcNAc:betaGal beta-1,3-N-acetylglucosaminyltransferase 3, gene 2
Exons: 2
Coding region: 322-1482 (386 amino acids)
Biological process (GO): glycoprotein biosynthetic process; carbohydrate derivative metabolic process
Cellular component (GO): Golgi membrane; membrane
Molecular function (GO): hexosyltransferase activity; acetylglucosaminyltransferase activity
Source: RefSeq, a predicted model, not a curated record
CUAUGCUUGGUUAAGAACUCAUCCAGGCCCCUUAAAAGGCAUAACAGAACAAGCAAGGAUGCUUUUAUUCCAUGUAGAAAACAAAUUUUCUUUACUGCUUUGUUCCAUGACAGAACUUUAAAGGGGAGGGGCUGGCCAGGGAGAUUGUGGGAUAGCCAGUUUCCAUUUGAAUAGACAAAGCUGGAGGGGGGUGGGAACUUCAUAGUCUAAGAAGGAGAGGCAAUUUGCACUGAAACAGCGGAACAGAUCUGCAUCUGCCUGCACUGUUGGUGGAGACACAGUAUAUGCUGCCUGCCCCUACACUGUAUACCUGAUGUCAAUAUGAGGAGGAAAUUUUUUAAAACCGAGAUCUUUGUCUUGCUUGCUGUGGGAAUCCCAUCCCUUCUUUUUAUCCUGUGGGAAGAUCAAAAUAAUCAACUAGUGUUAGAAGAAAUCGAGGAACCUUCACCUGAACGUCUUGCAGACAAUAAUACCAUCGACUCCCCUGCUGUAAAAAUUGAGUGGAAAUCCAGUUGUAAGGCAAAUUAUUCUGUUGAAAAUAUUAGUGGGUUUUCUGAUUUGCCACCUCAUAUUAAAGACUUCUUAAUAUACAGGCAUUGCAGAAGUUUUCCUAUAAUUAUUGAUGCUCCCAGUAAGUGUGGUGGCCCAUCUGCAUCCAAAGGAGUUUUCUUGCUACUUGCAAUUAAAUCUUCCCCUGGUAACUAUGAAAGAAGAGCUGUUAUUAGACAGACUUGGGGAGCAGAGGAAACCUAUGGAACUGCUAAGGUGAGGAGGAUUUUUAUAUCAGGGAUUUCCAAGGCAAAUAUGGAAGUGAAAAGGAUGAAUAAACUGCUAAAGAUUGAGAGCCAGAAAUUUGGAGACAUCCUCCAGUGGGAUUUUCAAGACACUUUCUUUAACCUAACCCUAAAGCAACUCCUAUUUCACCAGUGGCUAGAUGAAAACUGCCCAGGAGCCAACUUUAUUUUCAAUGGAGAUGAUGAUGUCUUUGUGAACACCUUCAAUGUAAUUGCCUUCUCACAGGGACUUGGAGAGCAUGGAGCAGAUAAACAUCUCUAUGUUGGGCAACUGAUAGCCAACGUAGGUCCCAUACGGGAGUCACAGAGCAAGUAUUAUGUACCAGUACAGGUUACCACUUCAGAUUCCUACCCAAGGUAUUGUGGAGGUGGAGGAAUUCUUAUGUCUAGGUUUACUUGCCUUUCAAUCUCCAAUCAGUCAAAGAGCAUUGAACUUUUCCCAAUUGAUGAUGUAUACCUUGGCAUGUGCCUUGAAAAGGCAGGCUUAGUGCCAGCAUCCCACAUGGGCAUGAGGACAGUAGGGGUGAAGGUCCCGUCUGACACAUUGGACUCUUUUGAUCCUUGUUACUAUAGGGAGCUUCUAAUGGUACAUCGGUUUGUGCCCUAUGAGAUGAUAGUCAUGUGGAACGCCAUUCAAGACUCUAAACUUGACUGUGGCCAAAAACAUGCUAUCUACAUUGGAGUAUGAUUCAAAUAUACUUAGUGAAAUUCUGUUCCUGGGUUUCACACCUCUGACAUAAAUGGUUUACAAACCCUGCACUGCUGAAGGAAUGAGAAGAUAUUUGUCCUUGACCAAAAACUUGGGGGACACAAAUUCCAUGACUUGAUUGCAGAGCUAAUCCAAAAGGACAUUAAUCCCCCCCAAAGAAAAUUAAUAUUCCCAACUUUUUGCCGAGGAUUGUUAUGUGAAUCUUGGGUAUGCUUGCUAGAAAAUUAACUCUACAGUUGCCAGAACAUUGUUGUUUUAACUUGAACCAUGAAGGACAAGAAAGUACAAAAAAUAUCUGCAGAAAAAUUUGAACUUGCACUGACAUAGCAGUUAUUCAAUACUGUUUACAGUGCUUUCCUUCAGCUAUUAAGGCACUCAUCUUUGAUUUGUUGUGAACACCAAAGAACCUAUUAUGUUUUUCUAUGCAACUGGAUUAAUUUUGACACAGUUUUUUGACAGCUGAAGGCCUCUUAUAAGAGAUAGUGGGGUCACAAGCUAUCAUGUGAGUGGCCCAUUUUGGAAAACUAAAACUAAAUGUUGCUGCUUUAGACAAACCUAAUGUGAUAUAUUUUAUUUACAUCUGGACAUACAUGUGUAUUUUAAUUCUAUUUAUCAUUACCCUUACCUCUUAGUCAUGAGUCUGUUUUUGUAUUUAAGGAAAACUGUACCUCUCAGUAACUUGAGAUGGAAAAUUCUCUGCUACCCAGGUCACACCCUGAUCAACCCAAACCAUGCCGCCUGUGUCAUAGCCUA